Molecule: messenger RNA, 4746 nt
Organism: Sturnus vulgaris (Common starling)
Lineage: Eukaryota; Metazoa; Chordata; Aves; Passeriformes; Sturnidae
Source: RefSeq, a predicted model, not a curated record
CUGUUUUCUCCGUUUUCUUCGCUAUCUCAGCCGGUUUUUAGCGGGAUUUUAUUGCUCUUUUCUUAUUUCGCGUGUUUCAUGCGUUUCUUCGCAGCUCAGAGCGGCCCGGCUGUGUCGCGCUGGAGGGGACGGGGUUCCUGGCCCUGCCACGUUCAACCUGAGACAAACCAAACCCCACCUUAGACCUGACCUUCGGUUCUGCACCUUAAAACCACCUUCAGUAUUUAUAUGUAGUCUGUCCUGGUGUUGAAAACAUUUCCUGCAGGUGGGAAGGAAAGUGAGAUGGUUCAGCUGUACUUCCCAGUGUGCCUGUCUGAAAAAGCACUUCUCCAUUGGCAUGAUCUGUGUUGUAAUUGAAGAGUAAAUGCUUCUAUAUGAGCAGGAGGGGUGCAGCAUGGAUUCCCUGGAUCACAUGCUAACAGACCCCCUGGAGCUGGAGGGCAAUUGCACACGGAUCAUGGAGGACUGCAUGCUAGGCACCGCCCGGGUCAGUCUGCCCGAGGACCUCCUGGAGGAUCCUGAGGUCUUCUUUGAGGUUGUCAGCUUGUCAACGUGGCAGGAGGUCCUGACAGAUGAGCAGCAAGAGCAUCUAAAGAAAUUCCUGCCUCACUUCCCUGAGAACAACCGAGAGCAUCAGAACAACCUCAUCUCAGCGCUGUUCAGUGGGGAGAACUUUCGGUUUGGGAACCCACUGCACAUUGCCCAGAAACUCUUCCGGGAUGGACACUUCAAUCCCGAGGUGGUGAAGUACCGGCAGCUCUGUUACAAGUCGCAGUACAAGCGCUACCUGAGUGCCCAGCAGCAGUACUUCUACAGGCUGCUCAAGCAGAUCCUUGCUUCCCGCAAUCACUUGCUGGAAUUAGCCAGGAAAGGAGGCCCUGACAUGACCCUGAGGAGAAAGCACUUCCCACCGACAUAUGACUCGGAAGAACGAGACAGACGGACACAUCGACGCUACUUGAAGAUCCUGAGGGAAGUGAAAGAGGAGUGUGGAGACACUACCUUGUCUUCUGAUGAAGAAGAUCUAAUCUCUUGGCCUCCAAGUUCUCCAGCACGUUGUUCAAGUCCACCAGUUCCCCUGCGAGUGGUCCCCACACUGUCAACCUUGGACAUGAAAACUGCAGACAAGAUAGAACUUGGGGAAAGCGAUUUAAAGAUGAUGUUGAAGAAACACCAUGAGAAACGAAAACGUCAGCCUGAUCACCCUGAUCUAGUCACGACAGACUUGACCCUUGAGGACAUCAUGACUCGAGUGAAUGCUGGCAGGAAAGGUUCCUUAGCAACCUUAUUUGACCUUGCGACCCUCAAGAAAAAGGUGAAGGACAAAGAAGAUAAGAAAAAAAAGAAACCGAAGAUUAUUAAAUCUGAGGUGGAAGAUUUGGCUGACUCUCUUGGCAAUGCAGAUGGACUCCCAUCAAUGUCUCAGGAUUUUUCCCCCCUCCCUCUGUCAUCUGUCAAAGAGGAACCUUUUGAAGAUAUGAAACCAUGCCUUGAAAUAAAUGAAAUAUCAUCCAGCUUCUUUUUCCUUCUUUUGGAGAUACUGUUUCUGGAAGGACCUGUUACUCUCUCUGUGCUUGAAGAUAAAGUUCUCGAUUGGCAAUCUUCUCAUGCCAGUGCACUAAAUAACUGGUUCUCCUUUGCCCCUAAUUGGUCUGAAUUGGUUUUACCUGCCUUGCAGUAUUUGGCAGGCGACAGCAGAGAUGCUCCUUCCAGCUUCUCACCUUUUGUUGAAUUCAAGGAAAAAAGUCAGCAGUGGAAAUUGCUUGGUAGUUACCAAGAUCAUGAGAAGGAACUGGCAGCACUAUUUCAUCUCUGGCUGGAGACCAAAGACCAGACUUUUUUCAAAGAAAAUGAAGACAGCUCGGAUGCCAUGCCACUACCCAGAGUAAGGACUGACUAUGUAGUCCGGCCUAGCACUGGAGAGGAGAAACGGGUGUUUCAAGAACAGGAGCGUUACCGUUACAGCCAGCCCCACAAAGCCUUCACCUUCCGCAUGCACGGCUUCGAGUCAGUUGUUGGUCCUGUGAAGGGGGUGUUUGACAAGGAAACCUCCUUAAACAAAGCCCGGGAACAUUCUCUCCUGCGCUCAGACAGACCAGCAUAUGUCACCAUUUUGUCCCUUGUUCGUGAUGCUGCUGCUCGCCUUCCUAAUGGAGAGGGAACUCGAGCUGAAAUCUGUGAGCUGCUCAAAGAUUCCCAAUUCCUAGCUCCAGAUGUCACAAGUGCUCAGGUAAACACUGUUGUUAGUGGUGCUCUGGACCGAUUGCAUUAUGAGAAAGAUCCCUGUGUGAAAUACGAUAUUGGGCGGAAGUUGUGGAUCUACCUGCACCGGGACAGGAGCGAGGAAGAGUUUGAACGGAUCCAUCACGCUCAAGCUGCUGCAGCAAAGGCCAAGAAAGCUCUUCAGAAGCCAAAACCUCCAGCUAAAAUGAAGUCAAGUAGCAAGGAGGGUGCUGUGAAAGCCCUCCCCACCAGCACAGCAGAACCCAGCCAGCUGAGCCUCAGUGACUCCAGCAUGCCACCAACUCCUGUGACUCCCGUGACACCAACUGCACCUGCAUUGCCAGCAACAGCCAUCUCAUCCCCACCAGUGUCUGUGGUCAGCAAGAGUGUAUCUGGUGCUGGGUCAGAGCCACCAAAACCCAGCCAGAGUGUUCUCCUGGUGUCUUCCCCCACCAUGCCCCAGCUGGGGACGUUACUGUCCCCAGCUCAGAGCUCACAGGCGCAGCCAGGGCCAGCGCCCACCCCACGUGUGGUCAGUCACAGCAGCUCCUCAGGCCUGCCACAGGUCCGCAUGGUCACUGCCCAGUCCAGCCUGCCAGCCAUGUCCCAGCAAGCUCCCGUGGUCACCCAGCAGCAGCAGCCCACAUCGGUGCCUCAAAUCCGUGUUCCAGCUACAGCCACACAAACCAAAGUGCUCCCUCAGGCUGUGAUGACUCUGCCUGUAAAAGCUCAAAGUAGCCCUGUGCAGGUGCCAAGAGCAGGAAGCUCCAUGGCCAGCCAGGCAGGUAUCACUGUGACGGGGCUGCCUGCUGUGCCCAGCUCUGCUGUGAAGCCAGUGACCAGCUCUCCAGGCAGUUCUGUUGCCAGCACCUCCUCCACCACUGUCAUUCAGAACGUGGCUGGCCAGAACAUUAUCAAGCAGGUGGCUAUUACAGGACAACUUGGCGUGAAGACCCAGGCUGGAAGUGGCAUCCCACUCACAGCGACCAAUUUUCGGAUCCAAGGGAAGGACGUGUUGCGCCUGCCCCCAUCGUCCAUCACCACGGACGCGAAGGGACAAACGGUGCUGCGCAUUACUCCGGACAUGAUGGCCACCCUGGCCAAGUCUCAAGUCACUACUGUCAAACUGACUCAGGACCUCUUCACAGCAGCUGCGGGAAGCAGUGCUGGUGGGAAAGGCAUCUCUGCAACUUUGCACAUGACAUCCAACCCUAUCCAGACUGCUGAGUCUCCAGCCAAGACAAGCACAGUGUCUCCUGCCUCUUCCAGCCCAGCCGGAGGCACCGUGGUUAAAGUGACUCCUGACUUAAAGACUGCAGAGCCGACAAGCUCUGCUUUCCGCCUGAUGCCUGCCCUGGGCGUGACUGUGGCAGAUCAGAACAGCAAAGCCAUAACCACAGUGGCAUCCACGGAGGCCAAGCCAGCUGCCACGAUCAGAAUCGUGCAGGGGCUGGGGGUGAUACCCCCCAAAGCCGGGCAGACCAUCACUGUAGCCACUCAUGCUAAGCAGGUGCCGUCGUCUUCAGCAGUGAGUGUUGCUGGCACAGGCCACACCUCCUUACCCACCGUGACUGCCACAGUGUCCAAAGCAGUUGCUGUGGCCUCAGGAGCUGCAGGGACCCCCAUAACCAUCGGCACAGGAGCCACGGCUGUACGGCAGGUGCCCGUCAGCACCACAGUGGUAUCUACGUCCCAGGCAGGCAAACUUCCAGCACGGAUCACAGUGCCCCUGUCAGUGAUCAGCCAGCCAGUGAAGGGCAAGAGCGUGGUCACUGCCCCCAUCAUCAAGGGCAACCUCGGUGCCAACAUCAGUGGAUUAGGCAGAAAUAUCAUCCUGACUACAAUGCCAGCGGGGACUAAACUGAUUGCUGGGAACAAGCCUGUGAGUUUUCUGACUGCACAGCAACUACAGCAGCUGCAGCAGCAAGGCCAAGCCACACAGGUACGAAUUCAAGCAGUUCCAGCCUCCCAUCUCCAACAGGGAACAGUCUCUGGCUCCACUAAAGCUGUGUCCACUGUGGUUGUGACAACAGCUCCGUCUCCAAAGCAGACACAGGAUCAGCUGUGAAUGCUGGUUUGAACACGGAUCACUUUCUAAGAACUUCCCUGAGCCUGUUGUCAUCCUCCAUCCAACCAACCACCUGAGGCUGCCUAACUCCAGCCAUGGCUUGAGAUUGGACUGAGUUCUGCCCUUGCUUCUCCAGGGUCAGCACUGCGAUGUCUGGGUAGAAAAAAAUAUGGUGUACCUGCAAAACAAAAUGUUUCAGUCCAAAUGUGUAAAUCCGUGUUCUUUGGAAUUGAUGAUUUAAGAAAUGUCUUCCCAUUCUUUGUUCUUUUUCCAUCCAAAGGACUUUUGGUAAAUACAGUUCCUGUGCAUUUUCGGUUGUAGACAAAGCAGUUAUCCUGGAUCUUCAUUAAGCAGGGAAAGUUGCUUGGAAGGGGUUAUUCAGUGGCUUUUCAAAGUCAUGGAGAAGAUGUCUCCUUUUACUGGCAUCUGCCUGUCACUGCUGUUACCUAGUGACU